AUGGCUAGUGAGAAGAACGACGCUAAUCCUGCGGACUCUGACAGCAGCGUCGGCACAGGCAGCGCGAACCGCGUGUGCCGCAUUUGCUACCAAAGUGGGAACGAAGAACGCGGUCCACUCGUGGCUCCGUGUUCCUGCAAGGGCUCCAUUGGCUUCACGCACAAACCAUGCCUGGAACACUGGCUGCGACAGCGCAACACGGACCAGUGCAACGUGUGCCUCGCCAAGUUCAACAUCCGCAGGACGCCUGCCCCACUGUACGCAUUUUUCCGAGUUUCUGAGAACCGCAUGGACGUGAUGCGCAUGGCCGUCAACCUGUUGUCCUGUGUGGGUGACGUGCUCGUGCUGGGCUUAGCCUGGACCUACGCGGCUAAAAUUCUGGGCAGCCAGGGCUGGUUUGCCUACACCAUUAUCCUCCUGGUGCUCCUCUUCCAGUCGCUCUUCUGGUUGACUGUUGAAGGAAUACGGGCAUGGUAG
Dermacentor silvarum is the source of this 477-nucleotide messenger RNA. Its product is annotated as E3 ubiquitin-protein ligase MARCHF9-like. The transcript has 3 exons. The record is from RefSeq and is a predicted model, not a curated record. Gene Ontology annotation, biological process: protein ubiquitination. Bases 1 to 477 code for a protein of 158 amino acids. Lineage: Eukaryota; Metazoa; Arthropoda; Arachnida; Ixodida; Ixodidae. Gene Ontology annotation, molecular function: ubiquitin-protein transferase activity; zinc ion binding.